This is a messenger RNA of Numida meleagris (helmeted guineafowl), 3821 nucleotides long. RefSeq names its product histone RNA hairpin-binding protein-like. The coding region runs from base 16 to 1248 and encodes 410 amino acids. Gene Ontology annotation, biological process: mRNA transport; mRNA 3'-end processing by stem-loop binding and cleavage. The transcript is spliced from 11 exons. The record is from RefSeq and is a predicted model, not a curated record. Gene Ontology annotation, molecular function: histone pre-mRNA stem-loop binding; mRNA binding. Gene Ontology annotation, cellular component: histone pre-mRNA 3'end processing complex; cytoplasm. NCBI's taxonomy places the organism in Eukaryota, Metazoa, Chordata, Aves, Galliformes, Numididae.
CCAAGGUUGAGGCAAAUGCCGCCUUGUAGCGCGCUGCCUCCGAAGGUGGGGCCGCGCCUGCGCACUGCGCCGGGCCUGCAGCCAUGUUCCGCGGUGGGAGUAGCGGUCGGCCCAGCCAUGUUCGGCGCGCAGCGGGGCAGUGCCGACGGCGGGGAGCCGGGCGGGCUGCGCAGUUCCGUGCAACAUCCACAGUGUUGGCAUCAAGAGCAGAAAUGUAGAAACUGGAAUGAUUCAGGUUCUUUGGUGUUUGACAAAUAUCAAUAUGGCCAUUUAGACCGCUGGCUGGAGAGCUCUGUAACACCAGGAGAUUCUAGGCCUCUUUCUAGUUGCCCCAGUUGGGAAGGUGGAAUUGAAGAGGGGAAAGCAAUGAGGACAUCAACUGAAAAAAUGACAAAUUGUGUUUCAAAUGAUUCUGCUACGCCAUCUGAAAGGGAAACAGAUGAAGUGGUUCUGAGGAGAAGACAGAAACAGAUCAAUUUUGGAAAGAACACGCUUGCUUAUGACAGAUAUAUUAAAGAAGUUCCAAAGAACCAACGAAUACCAGGAGUUCAUCCUAGAACACCAAACAAAUUUAAGAAAUACAGCCGGAGGUCCUGGGACCAGCAGAUCAGGCUGUGGAAGAUAGCACUGCAUGCCUGGGAUCCUCCUACUGAAGAAACCUGGGACCUGCAGCCAGUUAGUACAGAACCCUCAGGCAGUUCCCAAGAAUGGUUCUACAGAGAUCAUGAUGAUUCUGGCUCCACUAUAUUUGAUGAAAAGCAGAAUAGAAUUAAGUGCGAAGAUCAGUGCAGCCAGACAGACUAUGCAUCAGAGAGUCCGUGUUCUCCUGAUUCUUCACCAGUAUGGAAACGCAGAAAACGAAACAAUCCUGACUCCUCUGUGGUUUCAAAGGGCAAAAACCAUUAUGUGCAUAUGUACCAUGCACUGGAAAGUCUUACUGAAUCAGGACAUCAGGAAGUUUUUCCUAAGUCUUCAGACUGGCAAAAGUUUGGUGAAAAUGAUGAAUUAAUGACAGUACAACAUGGUAUAGAAAUAAAAAGUGACCCCAUUCCUGCCAGUUGUUCUUCAGGGUGGAACAACCAGAACAGCACCAGCAUCUUUCUGUCUGACAGCAAAGCUUGCAGGGAUUCAGACUGCAGGCUGGAGAGGCUUAAACUUUGUAGCAGUUUAUUCAAAGGACAUCAGGCGGAGUACCCUGAAAGGGGAUGGGGAAGUACUGAAGACAGAAUAUUGAGGAAAAAGAUUUAAAUACCAUGUCUGUCUUUGUAUAUAGAAGUAUCAAAGAAGGACUUUCUCCUGCGACAGAAAAUGAUUUGAAGAGUAGGAUAUAGUCUGAAAUCAGCAGAUCAAACCUUGGAAGACUGGUGCAGUCUCCUAAGCUCUGCACUGAAAGAGGAAGAGAUUUACAGUCAGCAUUUGUGCAGUCAACACAAGGUGAAACAUGCAGGUGAAAAUAAAAGAAGCAUGCUUCCCUAAUUGAAUUUGAGGGCCUUUCUGGCCAUGUGGGGUAGUCAGUUAAUACUUAACCCGCUUUGCAGUUACAUGUCCGUCAUGUUGAAAGUAUCUGCCUGGCUUUCAAAGGAGAAAAAUUAGAACACAUGAUAUGUCAGAAGUGUAUUAAUUAAAAGAAAUGUGCUUUGUGAAUAAAUAAUAGUAUUUAGAUGCAGAUAAUGGGGUGGAAAAGAGAGGCUCAGCUACUUCAUUUUCUCAUUUGCUAAUAAUUUAAAUAUGUAAUACUGUUUUACCAUAAGUUACAUUCUCAAAGUGUUAAUACUGUCUUUAGCACUUCCUUUACUGUGGGUAUUAUGUCUGUCUUUCACCCCAUGCUUUUAGAUCAGUGUGCAAUAUUCAGUUCCAUUUGUUACUUCUGUAACAUCACAGCUUAAGAGAGUAAAUAUUUUGUCGUUAAUGAGUAGAUACAUUGUAUUUAUAAAAUGCUGUUGUUUGUCUCUUUGUUUAGGCUGCUCCGGAUCUUUAAGGUUGGAGUUAAGGUCUCUAAUGGCUGUCUUCUGGAAGCUCUGCCUCAAGUGUAAAACCUGUGAUUUCAUUCCCAUUUUCCUAAGACGAUGAUGGAUGUUCCUUAAGCUUUUGUGAGAAUGUUUCUACUUUACCUGUGCUGACAGAUGAAGUGCAUCAUGUUGUAAAGGCUACUUUAGUUGAUGGGUCUUGCUGUUGCCAUUUGGAGAUCAUGCUGCUUAAAGCAAACUAACAUUUUGUUGGUGAAUUGGUCUGAUAACUGAGUCAGAGUGAAGAAUGCCACCUGCUGAAUCAAGGAGUUAAACCUUGUUUUCUCUACUGGACCAGAAUUGUAUAUCCAGCCUGGAGAACUGCUUCAAAAGAAUGUAGAUAAUUCCAGCUUUUUCUUCAGUUGCUAAAAGCAAACUGCUUUUAGCUUUUCGUGAUCAUCUUUUUGGCUUAUUUUCUAUUCUCUGAGGUAAUACAUAUUAAGCUAGCAGCUGCCUAACUGAGAAGGGGAAAAGGGAGAUUAUCAGAAUCAACACCUUCUCUUUGAGGGGAUAAGACUGUAUAAACAGCCAUGUCGUCUGAAUACGUGGAUUUCACUUCGAUGUGUGUUGCAGUGUGACCUGAAGAGCCAAUACUGCUGAAAGGAUAAGAUCAUGAGGUCAGUGGCUACUCUUGUUACAGGAAAUAAAGGAGAAGCAGCAGUAUUUGCAGUUCUGGAGCUGCUUGGGCAUGGGGUGUCCUGGCUAAACUGUGAUAAUGUUGACUCUCCCUUGUUUUACUUUUCUAAUGAUGUGCUCCAAACAUUAAAGUGAGGGCUGUGACUCCAGUGGAGUUUAGAUGAGAACUAUGUGUCAGGUAAUAUAUAUAUAUAUAUGUUUUUCUACAGACUUUGUAACUUAAGUAGCAUGUACUGGGAUACAUACAUCUGUUAGAGCUGUUAAUAAUUGUCUUUCUGCAGUGGUUCAGCUCUGCCAUUGUUAGUUGGCUCUUUGUAAGGCCACUGCAGGAACUGUGGCCUUGAUGAUGUGCAGUGGCCUUGUUGUGGGACUGGCAGUGUACCCUCAGGGCCAGACACCCAUUGUUCUGCUGGAGCAGUAAGCUGCUUGCUUGGAAACUACUUCCAGUCCCUUCCAAAGCAUUACUUUGAGUUGUUGCUUAGACUUCUUUCAAGUGAGUUUUGUAGAACUUCUGUGCUUGUCUGAGACUUUCAGAUACGCUUCUGAUUUGUCCAAGGCAUCAAGAAAACUUGACUGUAUACAGCAUUAUUGCAGUGAGCUGGAGCAUUAGCUUGCCUUCACCAAAGCCUAUCAAGUGCGUAGGAAUUUGCUACAGUGGUUAUUUAUAGCAUAGUUCCCAUCGAAUAAAAAACUGAAUACACAGGGGAAUGUGUGCUGCUGCUUUAACAGGAGUAUAUUAGGAUUGUUUGCAGCUUCUGCUCAGUAGUAAGAAUGUCCUUUUGGCUGUGUGCUUGCCCAAACAUAGGAAGAGGGUGAGGCCUCUGGUACCUAAAAGUCCAAUUAGUCAACCUGCCACCAUUGUGGGGUGGAAGGAAGGUGCCUGCAGGUUGGUGAGGGUUGUCCUCCAUGUUUCCUGCAGCUUCUGGGACUCAUCCAUCUGUGCUUAUGCAUAAGAUUCAGUGGAGUCCCAGUGUGAGGUAGCUCAGUCACAUAUCAUAGCAUGGCAUAUGUAUAAUGGAACAAAUCUGUGCAGCACCUUCUGAAGUACUGUUUAGAGUGGUGGUGUACCAGCGUGCAUGCUUCCAUGUGUUUUAUGAUGAUUGUAAAUAUGAGAAUGAUUUUUGUUUAUGGUAUAUUGUCUUUAUGCAGAGGAAUUAAAGUCUUCAACCUUUAAAAAUG